AUGGGAUAUUUGCCGUCCGCAAAACUGCUACUAAUAUCGUUGAUAGUCUGUAUUGGUGGCCCAUUUCAACAUGGCUUUCAGGCCGUAGUUACUAGUCCAGCACAACAAGCUUUUACAGAUUUCUUAAACUCGUCUAUAUAUCUACACUAUGGCUGGGAGUUACCACGUUCGUCUGUGCAAACUCUCUGGUCUGUAACAGUAGCAGUCUUGUCUGUUGGUGCCAUAUUUGGUUCGUUAUCUAUCAGCUACGUUGCUACUAGAUUUGGACGUAAAAAUGGGAUGUACAUUUCAGUUUCGCUAGAGAUUGUCGGAACUCUUCUUGCUUUGCUGGCUUAUCAUGUUCCCGUAAAUGCAUUUGCUGUUUCGCUGAUGACCGAUACUGGAUUGUCGCCAAUGGAAGCAUCGCUUGUUAAUAUUGGUCUUAUGGCCAUUCUAGUGGUAUUUGCGACUAUAUCUUCAUUUCUCGUUGAUCGUUAUGGUCGGCGACCACUUAUUCUCAUAUCACUGUUUGGUCUUGUAGUUUGUAAUGCGAUACUCAGUAUUUUAAUGGAAUGUCACAAGCGGUACCAAUACACUUGGAUUGGUUAUAUUCUAUGUGGAGUGAUUGCGUUGACUAAACUGUUUUCUGCAAUCGGUCUGGCUCCGUUAUCUUUUUUUGUCAGUUCUGAAAUGGUUGGACAAGCAGCUCGAAAAAUUGUUGGACGAGCACUUGGUUUUGCAAUUCUAUUUGUUUUUCCGCUGACGUGUGGCGGAAUAUAUUUGUAUUUUUUGAUGCCAGAAACCAAGAACAAAAAUUACAAGGAAGUAAUUGAAGCUAUGCACGAUCUGCCAUCGAUAUCAAAUGUUGUCUGCUGUAGACAAAGAACUGGCACUGCGCAAUUACAGCACAUUAACACCGUUGGCUGA
This is a messenger RNA of Enterobius vermicularis (human pinworm), 906 nucleotides long. The record is from the annotation of a GenBank genome assembly. NCBI's taxonomy places the organism in Eukaryota, Metazoa, Nematoda, Chromadorea, Rhabditida, Oxyuridae.